CCUGCAAAGAAAAAACUUGAAGGCAAAGCUAAAGCCGGGAGUAUACCGGGGGAUACAGGAUCUGUGGCAACCGCGACUAUGGUUCGGCGCCAAAUGCCGCCGCGCGCCUGCAAGAGCAAGAGCCAGAGCGCCGCCAGGCCCAGUCUUAGUCCCAGCCGCCUGGCCAAGAAGCCCAGCCUGACGCCGACCACCGGUUCUCAGGCGCCAUCGCAGACCAUCGCAAAGUCGAGGCCCACCGGUCUCGAGACGAUUUUUGAACGGCCCGGCAAUGAGGACGACGGGCCCACCAGCAGCCAUGCCGUGGCAUUCGGCGAGUGCCAGCGCCGCGUCCUCGCCCUGGGUACGGGCGAAAAAAAAAGAACCCUGUCGCAGAAGAGCUGCCUGAAGGUGCGCAACACCUUGGGCGAACGCAGCACCCGGCACAUGAUGACACUGCGGGCGUCCCGCACUACUUUGGACAGCGUAAUGCUCGGGGCUCGGACGAUGAAGGCGAGUCGGUCGGAGUCGCUCCCGUAGCUGCUCCCGAAGUCGUUCCCGCUGGAGGAAAUGCCGGUACAAAUCAGCCGGCACCAUUCGUGCUGCGCACCAGCAGGAGGCUCAAGAGUCUGCCUCCGUUUUAGAUUGUUGCACCUUCCACCCUCCAAAUGAAAGAAAAAGAAUAAAGAAAAGAAAAGCAAAGAAAAGAAAAACCCUCUACAGAAUGUCUCUUUUGCUCUCAUUGUAAAUUGAAGCGCCUCUUUCGGCGGAACCUACCCCAAGAGCGGAAAGCGGAGAUCAAUUAGAAUUGUGAACCCCAAAGCGAGCGAUUGAUACGAUAC
Drosophila miranda is the source of this 818-nucleotide messenger RNA. RefSeq lists its product as uncharacterized. The transcript has 2 exons. Bases 79 to 516 code for a protein of 145 amino acids. NCBI's taxonomy places the organism in Eukaryota, Metazoa, Arthropoda, Insecta, Diptera, Drosophilidae. The record is from RefSeq and is a predicted model, not a curated record.